AUGAAGUCUGAUUGGGACGUCUUUCAGAGGACAGGAGAGCAGCAUAGAUGGGAAGAACUAAACUCACCUCACACAACCCUGAAAGAAGCCGAGGUGUCCUCUCGAUCUGUGACCGCAAAGAAGCCUGCACACAUUGUGUCAUUAGAGAGGUGUCCGAGCCGCAGUCCUUCCUCAGAUACUACUGAUCCAAGAGAUUCCUCACAAUACAUGAACUCUGGAGGUGACGAUGAGGAAGUGUCUGCAGAGGAUGAAGGUGACUCUUCACCAAGACAUCAAGAUCUUUCAGAUCACACUAACAGCAGACAUCAAGCCUUGAGAGGAGAUGUUGUAAUUCAAGAACAGCAUGUAAUAUCCUUUCAAACCAAAGGUGGCACACACAAGCAGGUCAACACACAGGAACCUGGAAGGUCUUACUCUCACGAAUCCCCUAACAGGCUCUCCAUGGAAGGAUUUUGUCAUCUUCUGCACAGCAUUGAGCGACGUCUCAGUGCUAAAGACAUGAACCUCUACAGAAGCACAGUCCAUGAGCAGAAACUCGAGGAUAUCAUCAGUAUAUGUGGUCAGUGUGGGCGUCUGGAUGGUGUGGAAGUGCAUGUGUGUGGUGCUGUGGUUCUGCAGCAGCUGCCCCUGUUGUCCUGCAGUCUAUCUCACGGAUGCCUGUUACCCAGUGAUCUGAUCAACACUCACUGGUCAUCAGCUACAAAACCAGAACAGAUCAGGUCGUGUCUGUCAGCUGAUAGUGCUCUGCUGUGGGACUGCUGCUUCAGACACUUCUUACAGCUUCAGCAACAGAAAAUCCUCAGCAUCGACCACAUCAUCCAGCUCUUCACUCCCCUCCUAGUGCCAAAUAAUGCCACCUACACUGAGAAGGCAGGGGAGCUUUUGAAGAGGCUUCUGACCCACGAACCUGAGAACCAUCAGCCGUCAGAAAGUGAACUGUCAUCUUCUUGCAGCUUGCCCUCUCUUCUGGAUGACAGUGUGGAAAUCAAGCCCGCCAGGCCUUCCACAACAAGAGAGCAAACUGUUGGAGCACAAGGAAUUCAAAGUGCUGAAGAGGACAGUGCCGACCAAAGCCCAGUGGAAAGUAUUCCUAUUAGAGAGACCAAAGCAUAUCAGCUGCUUAAACAGUCUGUGGCACAAGAGAGGCACUGGAGUGACUCAGAGGAGGAGGAUUCUGAGCCGUCAGACAUUAACAAAUUGGAGAGGUCUGAGGCGCUCCGGGAGUCUUUAGCACAAAAUAGCAGGAAGACUGCAGAAAAUAAAGCUUUCUCUGCUGUCCAGUCAAAGGCAUUUUGGGGAGAAUCAGAUGACAGCAAUUCAGAGAUCGAAAUGGCCUUGCGUCCUCAGUCCCGCAACACCAGCAGCCAUGACUUUGAUGAUUUUUAUGAUUAACGUUUCUCUUUUGAGUGUUCACACUGUCAAGUUUUUAUUGUUGUUGUUGUUUUUUUUCAUUGAGCCGUUAAUAUGUUUGAAAGAGAUGCCUUUAUACGAUCGCAAAACAAACAAAAAUCUUCACUGAGGAAUGAGUGCGACAUUCCACGAAAACAAAAAAGAGCCAUCCUCUUUAUUGUGGCCAAAGACUGUGAAGGGUUUUCAAAACAUGUCGGUGUUAACCCUGCUUGAAUCUCUUUAGCUGAACAACACUUGGACCUGGUUGAAAUAGAUUAAACUUGGUUUUUAAAG
Molecule: messenger RNA, 1683 nt
Organism: Carassius auratus (goldfish)
Lineage: Eukaryota; Metazoa; Chordata; Actinopteri; Cypriniformes; Cyprinidae
Gene: kiz
Product: kizuna centrosomal protein
Biological process (GO): spindle organization
Cellular component (GO): centrosome
Source: RefSeq, a predicted model, not a curated record